AUGGCUGACAGCAGCCUUGUUGGCCGCCUGUGCGGAUCUUGCCAGCACAGAACCGGCGUUCCCGCCCAACCCACGCGCCAGCCUAACAGUACACACCUUACAUGUCGCAUAUGCCGGCUAGUUUUGGCUGCUAUCACGGUUGCGAAAUCACUGGACGUCGACCCGUUGAGAUCAUAUGCUGUAGACUUCGUUCGUCUCGUCUACGACCAGGACCUCAGCACUCGAGAACGAACAGAUUGGGCCUCCAGCAAAGAUCAAGACGAACAUGACCUGAUUAUACAAUGCUCCGCGGGGGAUUUCGUAUUCAGAGAGCUAUACACAAAGACUAUUACACAAAGGCCAGUCUCUGAAGGACUCCAAGGUUUAAGCACGAGACUAGAAGACUACAUCCCCAUCAUAACAGCUCGGGUUCAUCGAUGUAUCAACUUCCAAUAUCGCCUGCCAAGCAGCGCAAUCAUCCCCGGACACUCCCACGAUGGUCGUCCCAAAGAUACAUGGAAGAAGCCGUUUGACCUCUUCGCAAAACUUCUGAGUGUACCCGCGGUCGAUUGGCAUACCACAUUUCGUCAUCUGGAAAGCCUCGUUCGUUCCUGCCAACACCAUCACGCUCAUUGUCAAGCCGGUCUCCCACAUUUUCAGAGCGACCGGGGGGUUCCACAUGCGAUACGGCUUAUUAAGUGCUUUGCUCCAACGCCGGAUCCGAAGAUUCGCCUAGAAGCUUUCCACAACCAGCCACCGCCGUACAUAACUCUGAGCCACCGAUGGAGCCGAGAGCAACCAUGGAAGACCACAAGGAAGAACUUCGACCAGAGCCUCCGAGGCAUUCCAUACGACCAACUUCCUAAAACGGUUCGAGAUGCUAUCGUCGUUGCCGGAGAAUUGGGGAUUCAACACCUGUGGCUUGACUCUAUCUGCAUCAUACAAAACGAUAGCGAGGACUGGACGCAGCAGUCCAGCCAAAUGGGACUCAUCUUCGCGCGAUCGUUUUGCACUUUGGCAGCCAUCGAUGCCUUCUGCGAGACACAGGACGACAUGGGUCUCCUACUCUCCCGCGACAAGGUCCCGGCUAACAUCUCAAUCAAAUCCUCCUUCGAGAUUAAAUAUGACUCUACUCACUCCCACGACUCUGGGAAAAGGACAUACACGCUUGGCAAGCAACCCGUCGACCCCGGCCGAGUAGCGGACUCUGCAUGGGAGACUGAUAAGCAAUACACCGCCGAUUUUCAAUACACGCCCUUUGAUAUGUGUAUCGAGAGGUCGGUUUGGAACACCCGCGGUUGGAUGGAGCGGCUGUUGUCGACCCGAAUACUAUACUUUGGCAAGGAGCAAGUCUUUUGGGAAUGCGCUGAGGGCAUACAAGAUGAACAAUCCGGGAAAACAAAAGUCGGCCAAACGAGUCCGAAGACUCUCAGAAAUGAUAGAUGGGCGACCUCCAAUCACCACCUUCAUCGAAUGCUUCGCGUCUCCGACGAACGGCGCGCCGUGCUUCUCCAAAAAUCCCAUGGCCGUUGGAGAGAAGAGCUCACCUUUUAUGAUAUUUGGGCUGAAUCCUCCCUGAUUAAGGCAUGGUGGCUAAUCACCGAACGCUACACCCAGUGCUCCUUGACGUUCACCAAGGAUCGAUGGUUCGCCAUACAGGGUCUCUGUGACGUGCUCCAGCACCGAUACAAGUCGAACUUACACGCGGGGAUCUGGGAUAUAGGAGUUGGAGCCUGUUUACUCUGGCACGCACGCGCAAACCCAUUGACUCCUUUCUCAGAUUUUGUCACGCCUUCGUGGUCUUGGCUCGGCAUGAGCGGACCCAUCUCCUACGCGUACGAGGACGAAUCGUAUACGGGUUAUAUUCAAGAGGUGGCACCACUGAUAAAAGACCAUUCCUUCGAGGAUGUCAGUCCUCUUACUCUCGCAAGAGACGUAGGUAAAACUCAUAUGCCCUACGGCUUCUCAGGCAGCCUCACCCUCACGUGUCCCGUGAGCCUGGCCGCGGUGUCUAGCAGCCAGUUCAAGGAUUUCCAUUUCCGAGAGCAGACAGGACAAGCCGUCGAUUCACCAGGCUGGAAGUUCUUUCGCGACGUGUCUGAGGGCACAUCCCAGCUGGAACUGGCCCGGGAGUAUCGCGCAGUCGAUCUCCCCCCGAUGACGCGCUUGCUGAUGGCCUGCGAUGGCCAGAAUGAGGAUGACGAUUCGGGGCGUGCCGUCGGUUGGGUUGUGCUUGAUCGGGACGUUCGACCGGAGGAAAAGGUGCUUUGCGCAGCAGUCGUGCUGCGCAUUCUGCAUGGGCGAAAAGAGACUGAGCAGCAUAUCCUCGAGUGCAUCGUUCUAACGGAGGACGACUUGGGAAAUCAAGCUCCUGGCGACCGGAAUAAACCCCUUUAUCGAAGAAUAGGUAGAGGCCGCAUUGUUGAGAAGGGGCGGUUGGACGUCUGUAAAAUGGGCACUGUAUGCUGCAUUUGA
Messenger RNA from Trematosphaeria pertusa, 2454 nucleotides. RefSeq names its product HET-domain-containing protein. NCBI's taxonomy places the organism in Eukaryota, Fungi, Ascomycota, Dothideomycetes, Pleosporales, Trematosphaeriaceae. The transcript has 2 exons. The coding region runs from base 1 to 2454 and encodes 817 amino acids. The record is from RefSeq and is a predicted model, not a curated record.